Molecule: messenger RNA, 1118 nt
Organism: Hermetia illucens (black soldier fly)
Lineage: Eukaryota; Metazoa; Arthropoda; Insecta; Diptera; Stratiomyidae
Exons: 3
Coding region: 334-906 (190 amino acids)
Source: RefSeq, a predicted model, not a curated record
CAUGCUGGGCGAACAGUUGGAUAGCGAACUCGCGAGCGAAAGCGUCUCCAUUGAAUUUGCUGCUGGUGGUCGGUUCGUUUCUCGUUGAGGUAGCCCCAAGGUGGUUGUGGUGGAUCUGGUUGAGCGGCGGUGGUGGUGCAGUGGUUGGCGUGCACUUACCUUCUUGCACCUCGAGUAACCUGUACGCGGUCGUUAUCGAACCUCCUUACCCACAUUCGCAAACAUAUCAUUCGAAAUGGAACAAAGUGUGUACUGAACGAUUCGGCGUGCAAUUAGAGGUGUUUUUUGCAAGAGGCUCGAAUUAAACGUUGGGAACGCACUAAAAUUUGGAAUAUGUUCUUCUACAGAUUGUUCGUUCUGCUCUUGUUUGCUAUAGGAGCAUCGAUAGCUCUCAAGUGCUACUCAUGCGGCGAAGAAAACAUAUAUCUCGGCCAUGAAUACCGUACUCCUCUGCCCUGUGAGGAUAUGGACAAAAGUGAGAACCUGGAGAAUUUCAUUAUUGAAUGUCCUGACAACUUCCUUGGUUGUACAACUCAGUUCAAAGAUAAUGAGGUAACCAGGACAUGUGACACGGUUCCUUUAAUCGACGACUGCAAAACUGCCAAUGGUAUCACCUAUUGCUACUGCAGUCAGGAUCUUUGCAACGGCAAACAGUCACGAGCCGAUGCCCACAAGGCUUCCAGAGAUCUCCUGACAAACAGUAACAAUAAUUAUCCUAGUGACGACGAGGACUAUGCCGAGAUGUCCGGGCACGGGGCGAACAGCGACGAGGAGGACGAGAGCGAGGAAAAUGAUAGUAGUAGCUAUAGUAAUAGGGCGUCUAGUCGAUGGAAUCCAACCGGUUGGGUUUGUCUAGUUGUUAGCGUCAAUGUAUUUAUGUUGAGAACUUUUUUUGUUAAACAGUAAAAAGUUUCGUAGACUCUCCUAGAUUUAUUCCAAUUUAUCUGUGAUAUUAUUUUAAUUUUUUGAGUAAUUCAUUUUUUAAUAAGACACACAAACAGACAUAUUUUUUAAUCCCCAGAGUUCAGAUUUUUGUAUAUUACCUACCUGUAUAUUGGAAGUAUGUAAAACUGGAAAAGAGAUUAAACUAAUAUAUGUACGGUAUACCAAAAGCAGGA